AUGGAUUUCCUUCAUAGGGGCGGAGUACUCAAUCAGCGUCUACAGAGAGACUGCAGGGCUUACUACGAUUUUCUGCAUUUUAUGUCCAAUGUUGGAGACCCCCUGAAUACCUUUUCUAUUUACUUUCCACAUUGGUUUCCACUGAAUCAGGCUGUUGGAACCAAGAUGAUAUGGGUAGCAGUCAUAGGGGACUGGUUCAACCUUAUAUUCAAAUGGAUAUUAUUUGGGCAUCGUCCUUACUGGUGGAUCCAAGAAAGUCAGAUUUACCCAAAUCACUCAAGCCCAUGUCUUGACCAGUUUCCUAUUACAUGUGAGACAGGUCCAGGAAGUCCAUCUGGUCACGCAAUGGGUUCAUCAUGUGUCUGGUAUGUCAUGGUAACAGCUGUCCUAAGCAACACUGUCAGCCAGAUGGACAAGUCCUCUGUCACUCUGCACAGACUGACCUGGUCCUUCCUUUGGAGUGCUUUCUGGUUGUUUCAAGUCAGCGUCUGUGUCUCCAGAGUGUUCAUAGCAAUACAUUUCCCCCAUCAGGUCAUUCUUGCAGUCGUGGGUAGUAAGAUGGUCUCUUAG
Messenger RNA from Chionomys nivalis (European snow vole), 570 nucleotides. RefSeq names its product glucose-6-phosphatase catalytic subunit 2 (gene G6pc2). The record is from RefSeq and is a predicted model, not a curated record. Lineage: Eukaryota; Metazoa; Chordata; Mammalia; Rodentia; Cricetidae. Gene Ontology annotation, molecular function: glucose-6-phosphatase activity. Gene Ontology annotation, biological process: gluconeogenesis; glucose 6-phosphate metabolic process. Gene Ontology annotation, cellular component: membrane.